AUGUUCAAGCAUGUAACUCUCUACUUGGAUGGUCAUGACUCUCGAGCAACAUAUGGGGAAGACAAAGCAGCAAUGUAUUCUUAUAAGCUAAAGAAAUCAGGUUUGAGAACGCAAGUGGCCAUCGAUGCCAAUGGAAUGGUUCUCUUUGUAUCCAAAUCAGCGUCAUGUCGUGAUAACAACGAUGGGAAAAUGUUACAAGAGAUGGGCAUUGGCAAGAAGAUCGACAGCAUGGACUGUAUUGCUCUCGAUGGAGGAUAUACACAAUACAUUGGCGAUAUUGUGGAAAAAGAAAAGUUGGACGAGCGUAACUUCUGUUUUCCCAUCCGUAAGAAACGACUACAGCAACUCCACGAAGAGGAAUCCAACUUUAAUGCUAUGUUUGGUGGAUUUCGAUCUACGUCAGAGGCUGUCUUUGGUGAUCUCAUGAAAACAUUCGCCAAGUUUAAUAACAAGGAGAUUUACAUCCAGGCUCGCGCUUAA
Messenger RNA from Linnemannia hyalina, 480 nucleotides. NCBI's taxonomy places the organism in Eukaryota, Fungi, Mortierellomycota, Mortierellomycetes, Mortierellales, Mortierellaceae. The record is from the annotation of a GenBank genome assembly.